Molecule: messenger RNA, 693 nt
Organism: Ceratitis capitata (Mediterranean fruit fly)
Lineage: Eukaryota; Metazoa; Arthropoda; Insecta; Diptera; Tephritidae
Exons: 2
Coding region: 26-646 (206 amino acids)
Source: RefSeq, a predicted model, not a curated record
CUUGAAAAGGGAAACGGUCUACAAAAUGAUGACGCAAAAAGCAAACAUUUUCAAAAUAUUACUCUUAAUAAUUUUGCUUGCCAUAACCACACGAGAGCUGCAAGCGAACCAUAUACGCACGAAAGAAGCGCAAAAAGACUUGAGCGACGCUAAUAAAUUGCGCGCAAAACGUGAACACAGCACAAGCGGUGGCGCGCCAAAUGAUUACGGACCCGCCAUAAAAAUCACUUCCAGCAUUUUACAACUCACCAAAUCAGCAGCUGAGGGUAGCAGCAGCUCGGGCGAUAUUGGUUUGCAACAUCAUGAGACAACGCUUGAGCAUCCCUGGCCAGCAACUAGCGGCUUAGAGUUGCCCACUACCCAAACUGUAUGGUUGGAAUUGUCUGGUGGACCACAGACGGAUUUUCAUUUGAUUGCCGUGCCGGAUGUAAGUAAUGCUCAUAUUCCGCAAGCCCAUGACUUUGGUGGUGGUCUUAGUGGGUCAGCACCCAACAACAACGAUUCGGGUUCCACUCUAUCGAAGGGUUUGCAUACGCAGAUCAUCAGCAGCGGUAAAGGUACUACGCAAGUCAGUGACAAUCUAGACUUUGGCGAUGUGGCGGAGGGUAAAGCGAAGGGCAAUUAUCGCAUAUCGUAUGGUAGAUAAGAAGAAAAAUUGAUUUGAGGAUUUGUACCUCAGUUUUUGUGUUAUGA